Messenger RNA from Polyodon spathula (Mississippi paddlefish), 1747 nucleotides. RefSeq names its product dnaJ homolog subfamily C member 7-like. The transcript is spliced from 14 exons. Lineage: Eukaryota; Metazoa; Chordata; Actinopteri; Acipenseriformes; Polyodontidae. The coding region runs from base 37 to 1527 and encodes 496 amino acids. Gene Ontology annotation, molecular function: protein binding. The record is from RefSeq and is a predicted model, not a curated record.
CCGGAAGUGUCUCCCUUCUCUCCCCCUGGUGGUAAAAUGGCGGUUGCAGAUUGUGAGAUGCCCAUGGCUCCCGAGUCGGAGGUGAUGAGCGAAGAGGAGAUGGAAAGGGAAGCAGAGGGCUUUAAAGAACAAGGAAAUGCCUUUUACAUCAAGAAAGAUUACUCUGAAGCAUUCAACUUCUACACAAAAGCCAUCGAUGCAUGCCCCAAAAAUGCAAGUUACUAUGGGAACAGAGCCGCCACCCUGAUGAUGCUGAACCGCCACUGGGAGGCGCUGGAAGAUGCACAGCAGGCUGUCCGGAUGGACGACAUGUUUGUGAAGGGUCACCUCCGGGAAGGGAAGUGUCACCUGUCCCUUGGGAACGGCAAAGCAGCCAGCCGCUCCUUCCAGAGGGUUCUAGAACUGGAGCUGGAUAACGCUCAGGCACCGUCAGAGUUGAAAAAUGCCAACGCUGUUCUGGAAUACGAGAGAAUGGCAGAGAUUGACUUUGAAAAACGGGACUUUAGAAAGUGUGUGUUCUAUAUGGACCGUGCGUUGGAGUACGCCCCUGCCUGCCACAGAUUCAAAAUCCUCAAAGCAGAGUGCUUAGCCCUGCUGGGGCGCUACCCUGAAGCGCAGUCAGUGGCCAGCGAUAUUUUGCGCAUGGACGCUACGAAUGGGGAUGCUCUGUAUGUGAGGGGGCUGUGUUUGUACUACGAAGACUGUAUUGAAAAAGCAGUGCAGUUUUUCGUCCAGGCUCUUCGCAUGGCGCCAGAUCAUGAGAAAGCCCGGCUGGCCUGCAGAAAUGCCAAAGCUUUGAAAUCCAAGAAGGAAGAGGGAAAUAAUGCCUUCAAAGACGGCAAUUAUGAAGCCGCGUAUGAACUGUACUCGGAGGCACUGACCAUAGACCCCAAUAACAUUAAAACAAACGCCAAACUCUACUGUAACAGGGGGACCGUGGGUUCAAAGCUAAAAAAAUGUGAUCAAGCAAUAGAAGACUGUACAAAUGCAAUAAAACUGGAUGAAACCUACAUCAAAGCAUAUUUGAGGCGAGCUCAGUGUUAUAUGGACACAGAACAAUAUGAAGAGGCUGUUCGGGAUUAUGAAAAAGUUUAUCAGACGGAGAAAACAAAAGAGCACAAGCACCUUCUAAAGACUGCCCAACUGGAACUGAAGAAAAGCAAACGAAAUGAUUACUAUAAGAUCCUGGGUGUGGAUAAAAACGCUACAGAUGACGAGAUUAAGAAAGCCUAUAGGAAGCGAGCGCUCAUGCACCACCCAGAUCGUCACAGUGGAGCCAGUCCGGAGAUGCAAAAGGAAGAAGAAAAAAAGUUCAAAGAGGUGGGAGAAGCUUUUACUGUUCUCUCGGAUCCCAAGAAGAAAGCCAGAUAUGACAGCGGGCAGGAUCUAGACGAGGAGGGCAUGAACAUGGGCGAUUUUGAUGCUAACAAUAUCUUCAAGGCAUUCUUUGGAGCUCCAGGUGGCGGCUUCAGUUUCGAAGGUAAUUCAUCUUCCGGUCCUGGUAAUUUCUUCUUUCAGUUUGGUUAAAUAAAUAAAUAAAUAAAUAAAUAAAGCAGCUUUCUGCGUUCCGUUUCAAAACUUCUGAAGACUCGUCCUUCCUCCAAGUUUGAAUGUACUCCUGUUUUCAGUUGGUAUACCUCUGUAUUUGUGCAUACAUAUGAAGAAAAAAGUCAUCUUAAAAUAUGGGAAGACAAAAAGAAAAAACACAUGGCCUCUUUGUUUUGUUUAUUUAAAAAAAAAAAAAAAA